Racocetra fulgida is the source of this 583-nucleotide messenger RNA. The record is from the annotation of a GenBank genome assembly. NCBI's taxonomy places the organism in Eukaryota, Fungi, Glomeromycota, Glomeromycetes, Diversisporales, Gigasporaceae.
GCACCUACAUCUUUAAGCAAAACAGCACCUACAUCUUCAAGCAAAACAGCACCUACAUCUUCAAACAAAACAGCACCUACAUCUUCAAGCAAAAAACCACCUACAUCUUUAAGAAAAAAAAAAGAAUUGUUAUCCAAGGCUCAUAAUGAUUUGAAUGAUGAUCUUGAAGACUUUAAUGAUUGUAACGAAGUGCUUUUGGGUAAUAGUGCUGAAGACACUCAAUCACAAUACUUUCGUUCUCAAUCGCCACACUCUCACACGUUUAUUCAGGCUUUCAACAUUCCCAAUCACGACGAUCUCGUUCCCUAUUCAGCUUCCAACAGUGUUUUUGUUCCCCAUCCAAAUCUCAAUCUUUCCAACCACAACAUUUUCGUUUCCCAUCCAGAUCUCAACCUUUUCAACCACGAGCCACAUAGCCGCAAAAAAAUUGUAUUUGAAUCAGAAUAUAAAGCAGCAGUAUAUAUUUCUGAACGACCAGAGCUUUUAAAAAUUGCAAAUAAAAUGGCUCAAUAUGAUGGCCUUAAAGGAUCAGAUAACAAAAAACCUGAAGUUCUCACUCAACAAUUAAGAUUACUUUUUAAUU